GAUAUCAGGUAACCACCAAUCGCAUCCAACCUUGCUAUUUAACUACUCAAACAUAUCAACAAGUUCGAUCAUCUUCAGUAUUAUCAAGUUUAUAUCAUCUCAAUCAAUCAAACACAAUGAUUAAAAUCUGGUCCCUCAAAAAAGCCGACCAGGAGGCUGCUAAAAAGAAGCCAAAGACUAGUGCAGCCCAAAUCCGGGUUCAAAAAGAUAUUACCGAACUCGACCUACCGUCAACGAUGACCACUCACUUCCCUGAUCCAGCCGAUCUCCUCAACUUUACACUUACAAUCAACCCAGAUGAGGGCAUGUACAAAGGCGGAUCCUUCAUCUUCAGUUUUGUUAUCAACUUAAACUACCCUCAUGAACCUCCCAAGGUCAAAUGCACACAAAAAAUUUAUCAUCCGAAUGUAGAUGUAGAAGGCAACGUCUGUCUCAAUAUUCUAAGAGAAGAUUGGAAACCAGUGUUGAACUUGAACGCCGUGAUUGUUGGUUUACAAUACCUCUUCCUUGAGCCAAACGCAGAUGAUCCACUUAACAAAGAGGCGGCGAAUGAUCUACGAGCUGAUCGAUCAGCAUUUGAGCGUAAUGUAAGGAACAGCAUGGCAGGAAAAUCUGUCCGGGGGGAUGUGUUUGACUGCGUUUUGAAGCGUUAAGCUCAAUUUGAUCAUCUUAAGAUAAAUUUCUGGAGUGGAUGAAUUCAUAUCUCCUUCAUGUGUCGUUAAAUAUAUUCCGUGACAUUUUCAUUCUUACAUUAUCUUGACUCACUACUAG
Molecule: messenger RNA, 771 nt
Organism: Melampsora larici-populina 98AG31
Lineage: Eukaryota; Fungi; Basidiomycota; Pucciniomycetes; Pucciniales; Melampsoraceae
Exons: 6
Coding region: 117-653 (178 amino acids)
Source: RefSeq, a predicted model, not a curated record